Messenger RNA from Plasmodium vinckei vinckei, 3015 nucleotides. RefSeq names its product conserved Plasmodium protein, unknown function. Lineage: Eukaryota; Apicomplexa; Aconoidasida; Haemosporida; Plasmodiidae. The record is from RefSeq and is a predicted model, not a curated record. The transcript has a single exon. The coding region runs from base 1 to 3015 and encodes 1004 amino acids.
AUGGAAAAAGAAAUACUCCUGUCUUUAGCUCAUAAUGCUAAUGCACAGAUAAAAAAUGAAAUAGCCGAAUUAGACGAUGAAAUAAUUUUUUUAAACACCAAAUUAGGAAUAGAUAAAGAUAAUACCAUAUCCAAUAUUGUAAAAGCAAGAUGUAGUAAAAGGAAAGAAAAAAAAUCGGAAGAAUUAAAUAAUUUUUUUUUUAAAUAUAUAAUGUUUUUAUUAUCUAACAAAAGUAAUGACAAUAUAGGGGACAUAGAUGAAACCCAUUUUUACAACAUGAUACAAAAAAAUGCAGAAAAAGAUGGAGAAAAAAACAAUGUACUAGUGAAUCAAAAUAUAUCUAAUAAAAAACGAGACGAGAAUUUUUUAAAAUGUAUGUAUAAAAAAAAGGAUGAACUAGAACAAAUUUUAGACUUAAUUAAAUUGAAUGAUCUCGAAAAUUUGAGUGAUAAAGCAUCACAAGAUAUAUUUUCAAACUUAAUGUUAAAAUUAAAGAAUAUGGAUAGUGUUAAAAGUGAAAAUAUUUUAAAUGUUGAAGAUAUAGAUAAAGAAAUGGAGGAAUUAAAUAUAUCUGAAAAAAUGAAACAAAAACUUUUGAAAUAUUUAUUUGAAAAUAUUAAUGACCCAUAUGGCAAAACAUAUGAUUUAUCUACUGCACCUUCAACCGUUUCAUUAGUCGAUACGACUAGCGAAAAAGAAAGUGAUUCAGAAGGAUUUAGAAAAUAUAAUAAUAUGGGACUAAAAUUUAAUGAAUUCUUUAAAAAUAGUGACCCCACAUUUAAUAGUCUUUAUACUAAUAGAAGUGAAUUAGAUGGAAAAAAUAACAACAAUCAUAAUAUUUCUUACAACAAAAAAUCACCAUCUUCUGUUUCUAUCUUUUUAAAAAAAGGUAGUCAUAAUAUAUUAUUAAAUAAAUUUAAUGCGAGUAGAAAAAGUUUUAGUGAGUCACGUCAACAUCGAAAUCAAUCAUGCUCAAGUAAUAAAGCAUUAAUGAGAAAAAAAAAAAAAAAAAGUACAAACCAGACAAAAGAACAAGCUAUUAAUAUGUCUGAUAGUAACAACUUGAUAAAAAUGCACAAUUUUGAAAAUAAUCAGAAUUGUAAUAAUAAGGAAAAACCAACUUCAUUGAAUAAUAGCAGUCCUACACAGGGUGAAAAUAAAAAUAACAAAAAUAGUUUUUCAAAAGAGAAAGAUAAAAAUGGUGGGUUUAAAAAAGUGAAUGAAGAUAUGCCAUCAUCUUCUUCGUCCUCUUCAUCAUUGGAAUCAAAUUCGAUACGAAAAUUUUCAAAGGAUAACAAAACAGUUGGGGUUAAAAAGUUAUGUUUAAAAAUUAAUGAAAAAGGUAAAGGGCAUUUUACUAUUAAUAAAAAAAAAGGAAAAAAUUGUUCGAAAUAUAUUUAUGAUUUUGAGAUUGUAUAUGAAAAUGAUGAGGUAUCAAACCAAAAUGAAUCUGAGAAAAAUAUUAGUGAAAAAGAAAAAAAGAAAAAUAUAUUUCAUCUAUCUUUUCUUACAAAUGGAAAAAAAGUUUAUAAAAUUAAUAAGUUACAUAUGAAAGAUUUGAAAAUUACAAACGAUGGAAAAAGUGGAAAAAUAAGUAUAGCACUUGGGCAAAACAAAAAAGGAUUGUGCAAUUCCUUAGAUAGUAAUAAGGAAGACGAAGAUAAUCUUUCAGAGAGUGAUAGAAAAAAUGGUAGGAAGAGAAAUAUAUGGAAUAAAUAUAAGUUGAAAAAAAUAGGAAGUGGAUAUAGACAGAUAAAAAGAUUAUAUUCGAAAAAAAAAGAUUAUAAUAUUGAAUUUAAUGAGACAAAUAAAAUUCGAGGAUUGUAUAUACAUAUGUUAGAUCGACAAAAUCAAUUAGAAAUCGAAAAGGAGUUUUAUAAAAAAGAAUAUGACAAAUUACAAGAGGAUGUAAAAAAUAAUACAGCCCCAAUAAGUGAAUAUUUAAAAGAAGAAAAGUUAAAACAUUUUGAAAGAGAAAAAGUGUUUUAUAAAAAAGAAAAACAAUUUAUAAAAAAAAAAAAUCUAUUAAAAAAAAAAAUGUUAGAAAUAGAAAGCCAAUUAGAAAUGAUAGAAAAAAAACUAGCUAUAGAAAAAGAGAAAAAUGAAAAAUUAACUUUACAAAUACAAGAUGAAAAAUAUGAAAUUGAAAAGAGAGAAAGUGUAAAUGAAUCUAAAAUAAAAGAUUUAAAUUCAAAACUUAAUCAAUUAAAUAAAUCUAUAUUAUUAAAACAAAAAGAAAAAGAUGACUUGCUAAACAAAUUAAAUAUUUUAAAGGAUGAAGAUAUUGGAUUUGGAAAUUUUAAAAAAAAUCUUUUAGACAAAAUUAAUAAAACAAAUGUUGAUAUAAAAUAUUUAGCAGAAAUAUUAGAGGUACUAACUAAAGAGUUAGAAAAAAAAAAUAUUUUACAAAAUUUAAAUGAGAAAAAAAUUAAAGAAUUAGAAGAAAAUUCACAAAAAACGGAAAACCUAUUAAGAAUAACAAAAGAUAAAUUAGUUUUAGAAAAAAAAAAAAAAAAAAAUUUAUUCAAAGAAAUUACACAUUUAAACAGAAAAAAUACAGAAUUAGGAAAAUGUAUUAAAGAUCUAAUGUUAAGACAAAAUUCUGAAAUAAAUUUUAAAGAAAAUGAAAUGAAUUUAACUGGUUUUUCAUCUGAUUAUGAGCAUAAUCAAAACAAAAAAAGUACUUUACUUUAUGAUAGUACAUCAAAAACAAAUGUAAGUCUUGAUAAUGAUAAUUAUAAUAAUAUGCUUCAUUAUAAAAUCAAAUAUAAUUCCAAUAAUAAGAAAAAAAAAAACUCUAAAAAUAUCGACUUAAAUAAUUCAAAAAGGGAAUAUGAUCCUUCCAGUGAUAAAGAUGGUACAAUUAUAUCUGACAACUCUUCUUUAUUUUUAUUUAAUCCAAAUACAAAAAAUAAAAUUUCAUAUAGUGACUUGAUAGAAAGUAUGGACGACUUAUCUGAUGAUGUUACUCCGGCUUUAAAACAUAACAUUGUUUGUAGCUUUAAAGCAAGAUAA